Molecule: messenger RNA, 3477 nt
Organism: Naegleria gruberi
Lineage: Eukaryota; Heterolobosea; Eutetramitea; Acrasida; Naegleriidae
Exons: 1
Coding region: 186-3458 (1090 amino acids)
Biological process (GO): transmembrane transport
Cellular component (GO): membrane
Molecular function (GO): transmembrane transporter activity
Source: RefSeq, a predicted model, not a curated record
GCGUUCCGAUUAUCUUCAUCAAAAUUGUACAACAAACGUGGACCAAGCUGGUUUGACCUCUUCUUCAACAAGCUAAAUAAUAAUAAGCAAAGACUUGUACUCUGAGAAGAUUUCAACAAGAAGCUACAAUUUGUAAAUUUAUGAAUCUGUACAUAUUACUUUGUAAAUAAUAAUAAUUAUAUAAUAUGAGUCAACAAGGCAAUAAUAAUAACAAUUUAUAUCCAACUCCUUCUCCAGAAGAGUUGUUAGAAUAUCUAUCGAGGGAAGUUGAAUUGGUCAAUACAAAGAUUAAUCAAACAAACCAACAACAACAAACUUCAACUAAUAACAAUCAUACAACUAACAAAACUACAAACUCUGCAAAUAAUAACAAUAACACAUCAUCUCAUAAUAAUAACAAUGGCGGAAGACCUUCUGCUACCAUUCCUAAACCAUCACUAGACUUUGAUUCAGACUCUGAUGAAGAAUCACUUCUUGGUAAUAACAAUAGAAAGAGUAAUAGUCUCCUCGUUAAAAAGUACACUUAUGAAUUCCAUCAAAAUCGUCCAUGUAGAGAUAUUCUCUUCCUUAUUGUGUUUAUCCUCUUCUGUAUUGGUAUGAUUGCUAUUGCUUUGGAGGCUAUAGUAAAGAGAAGAGAGUACAUUUCAGCACAAUUGAAGGAACAUAAUCAAGGGGCAGAGAUGAAUCUUUUAAAAGCCAGUGUUGCCGACCUUCUUACUUCCUCUGUAAAUAGUAACAACAACAAUCCAUCAUCAUUAGACGACAAUAUUUCAUUCUUUAAUUACUUUAUUCCAUCAAAGAGGGAAAUGACACGUUUCUUCUAUCCGAUUGAUUAUUUGGGAAGAGCUUGUGGUGUUGAUUAUUCUAAAGAUGAUGGAUCUCUCGAUAGUUUAUCUAUUCAAAAUAGAGCACUUCAAUUUGCUGAUUCUAUGGUUGAUAAAAACUAUUGGAAGGAAGAUCUUUCAUCACGUAAAUAUUUGUGGAUUAUGAAUGAAAAGGAUGCAUUCUUUGGAAAGGAAAAGUAUGACCUUGCCAAAUCAACAGUACCAUUUGAAACUUGGAUUAAACAUGGAGGUAUUUGUGUGGAGAGUUGCCCAAGUGCUGUCAAGACUAUUGAUAAUUCAAAGAAUUUGAACAAUAAGGACCUUGAUGUUCGUGAUGAAUUCUCAUCUCAAUCAACAGAAAGUUUGUCAUUUGUAUCGGAUGAAUGCCCUCUCUCCUUGAGAAAAACCUGGUUCGAUAAGACUGAAAUUACCGAACAAGUUAAAAAGAUUGUAGGAAAUGAAACCAUUACAGAAAAUGUCACCAAAGUCAUUAUCAAAAAGAAGAACUUGUGUGCUGCUAAACGUUUCUUCCUCUCCAAGGAAAAGAAAGCAGAACCUGUCUAUUUCGAAGUUCCUCAAGAUCAAACCUACUUUUCAGUGAUGGGACGUUGCAUUCCUACACCGUCUUCAUUUGCAUUCUUUGAACAAGCAGCUAAUUUGGCUAAAUUGCAAAACAAUUUGAAUACCAAGUCCAGUCUUCAAACAAUUUCAGGUUUCGAAAUGACUGAAGAAAUGUUUGAACAACAAAAGUCAGCCCUCUCCAAUUUGAUACGACAUAUUACUACUAUAUCACCUGCUUCAUAUUUCAGUGCAACUAUUGGUCCUUAUAUUGAUAAUUUACCAACCAUUUCAAAUAUUGGAAAGGAAAUUAAUAUUCAAGAAUUAUCUGGUUUGAUGCCUUCCUUCUUGGAAAAGUUUAUCAUUAAGAGUGUUACCAUGUUGUAUAAUAGUUGGAAAAUUAUUCUCAUCUCAGUUACAAUUACUGCUGCUGUAUCAUUUAUUACAGUUGUCUUGUUGAGGGUAUUGGCCAAGCCUUUGAUUUAUGGUACCGUUGCCCUACUCAUUCUUGCAUGGUUCUCCUUGUCCAUCAUGUUACUUGUUGAAGGAGGAUCUGAUCUACAUUUCAAUGUAUCUGGCUCAUCAAGAUGGUCCCAGAAAUUCUCUUCCACUAUUGCUGAUUUAACUUGGGAAAAUUCUCUCUACUUGGGCAGUGGUUUAUUCUUACUCUUUACAAAUUUGUUGUUCACAUUUAUUUUCUGGAAUUAUUGGAAAAAGACAUUAUCCAGAUCAGUUUCUAUCAUUAAGGAGAGUGCCAUGAUUAUUACGACAGUGCCUCAAAUGUUUACAGUACUGCCUAUUGCAAUCUUUAUUGGAGGCAUUAUUUUCUGUGUUUGGUGGUUCUGUGUUGUUGCCCUCUUGCUCACCAAUGAACUGACAGCCGCUGGAAUUACAGAUGCUUCAUCUUUGGCUGGAAAAGUUACAAGUAAUAUUGCCACAGGUAAUACCCUUACUGAAAAGAUGCAAUCACUCUCCAAUCCAACAAGCUUUAUUUUAACUUUGCAGUCCCAUCUCUUGAAAGGAUGGUUUGCAUACUACUUGCUUGGUUUCUUCUGGAUUACUCAAUUCUUGUUGAGUUUUGUUACUAUUGUUGUUGCUCGUGUUACCUCUACCUUCUAUUUCAAGUUUGGAAACGUUUCUGGAACUAUAACAGCAGCAAGAAGAGGUGAAUCAAGCUCUGCAAUAUUUGACAGCUAUGAAAAGACGCUCAUGUGUCUAAAGCUUCCAGUUCUUCAAGCUUCAUUAUUUGUCAUGUACUACAAUGCAGGAAGUAUUGCACUUGCUAGUUUAUUUGUUGGACUUGUGAAAUAUUUGAUACUGGUUAUCAAGACAUCCCUUUCCUUGAUGGGAUAUCAAAGUGAAAAGAGCACUGUUGAACAAGCAGUUGAGAGUCAAUUCUUUAUUGUUAGAUUUAUUAACAAUUUUAGAAAUAAUUUCUUAACAAGAUUUAUCCAUAGAAUUCUAUUUGUUAUUCUCAAGUACAUUGAAAAAUUCAUGGAAUUCUUUGCUAGAAACAGUUUGAUUCACUGUGCCAUUUUUGGUACAACAUUCUUCCACUCCUCACUCAGUUCUACCAAGCUGAUGCGUAAGAAUAUUACAUUUAUUGCAGUUCUGGAAUGGAUUACCGAUUGGAUCAUGUUUUGUAUGAAAAUGUUAGUCGCCAUUAUUAGUGUUGCUGUGGCUUAUAUUAUCAUUCAUGCCCAAGAUAAAUCACUUGAGGAAUUCACAAGUGUUGUUGGAAAGAUAACCAAUGCCUACAAUGAACAAGGUAAUUAUGGCUUGUUUGAAAUUGUCUUUUCAGGAAAGGAAUGGCUUGAUGUGAAUCAUAGCUUUAUGUUGCUGGUUAUUGUUUUUGCUAUGAGUGUACUUGUCAGCUCAUUGUUUAUUACAAUUUUCCAAACUGUUAUUGAUACAGUAUUGCAAUGCUAUUUAAUUGAUUUGGAAAUGUACAGAAGAAGUGGAAGAUCUUCUGCUGGAGAGAAUGGAAGAAUCAGCAGUACCGAAAUGAUUCAAAUUAUGGAACAGGAAAAGGAACUCAAUUAUCAAUGGCUAGAUGAUCAUGAAACAAAUAUGUAAAAGGUAUAAAAAUAUUUUU